Messenger RNA from Purpureocillium takamizusanense, 2311 nucleotides. RefSeq lists its product as uncharacterized. The record is from RefSeq and is a predicted model, not a curated record. Lineage: Eukaryota; Fungi; Ascomycota; Sordariomycetes; Hypocreales; Ophiocordycipitaceae. The transcript has 3 exons. Bases 683 to 2110 code for a protein of 475 amino acids.
CAUCGCGAGCCGUCGCCGCACUAGAGGACGCGACGGCUCCCUCAUAGCUGAGAUCGGCAGCGAGAGUUUGCAUCUCUUGUCUUUGAACAUUAUUGCAUUCCCCUGUUCCGUCCCUAAGGUCCACCGCCGUGCUGCUCUCGCCGACAAUUUCUCAUGAUCGUUCCUGGCAAGACCCAUUGUGAGUGAGUGUGGCUCAGCAUUGCCUGCCUGCCUGCCUGCCUCAGAAGUACCCAAGCACCUCAGCCCACCCGCCGCUUUCAGCAACCGCAUCGUCGCUUCCCCUGGCCCCCGUGCGUGUCUCGGCCCUGAAGUGCAUCGAGGUGCCCGCCUGCUUGCCUCGAAAGGGAUCGUUUGCCUCCACCAAUUUCAUUUUCCCACCGUCCCCAAAAUCCUGCUUGGUUGAGCGCCUCCUUUGGUCGCCCGCCUGCCAGCCUCAUCUUUCUUGUUGGCCAUCUUUCUUUGCGUGUGCAGGCGCUGCUGUCCUUUUCUUUGUUUCUCUCUCUUCCUCGACUGCACAUCCUAGACGCCAAUCAUCCGAUAGCUGUUUCAUGUCACGCCCGCGGUCUCCUGCGGGGCGCCAGGCCACGUCCUCGACCAGCAGCAGCAGCAGCAACAGCCGCAGGAGUAGCCACAACAUCGGCGAUCCGGCGACGGCCAUGUGCAUGCCUCCCCCGCACCGGCCAUGGUGAGGGUCCGCACUUCUCGCCGCGUCUCCGGCCUGCGGCCAAGUGACUACGAUCACGAGAUCGACCUGGUCAACCAUGACGAGGCAGAGCUGGUGCAGGCCCAGAGCUCCGACGAUGCGACACGAGGGGCCUCGACGAGCUCGCACCUGGCUUCCAUUGCCGGACAGACGGAGCAGGACCAAGGGCUGCAGGCGGGCGAGCGGACGGGCAACACCUCUACCGCGACACAGCAAUCGAGUCGCGACGAACUCACCUUGGCCGAGGAACAGCUUCAACGAGACCGAAGCUUGCCCACAGAGGAGCUGCAGCACGAAGCCAGUCUGCCGCACCCCGCAUUGCGCCCGUCGAUUGAAGUCCAAGCUCCGACACCCGACGCAUUCAACGAGGCCAGCCACCGGAUCAUGCCCAAGAGACCUCGAGAAAAGCGAGAGACAGCCAUAGACAUUCUCUACGAAAACGAAAGAGGUGGCUUUCUCUGUGGCAUUGCGCUCUUCUCGUCCCAGGCCCUCGGCGGACUGGACCCCCCAGCAUGGACCAAUGCAUACCAUAAGACAUCUCCCACGAGCAUUCACACUGCGCAGGUCCCCGAUCCCACCUGGGAAUGGGUGUGGCCGGAGUGGCGCAUCAACCACCAGGAAGGCAUGGACGAUGACGGUUGGGAGUACUCGUUUGCCUUUGGCAAGAAAUUCUCGUGGCACGAGGCGCGGUGGUGGAACUCCUUCGUCCGCAGGCGAGCCUGGAUUCGCAAAAGGGCCAAGAAAAGACUCGAAACAAUACCCUCGGAUCCUCAACUACUCAAUACCGAUUACUUCAUCAUCCGUCCGGCAUCAUAUCGCAGUCGCACUUCCAACGGCACAAGUCUAGCUAGCAGCCGUGCCCCAAGCAAGCUUAGCUCGGCAGAAGCUUCCAUUUCAGAGGCCGAUGAGCCCCUGCCCGACAUCGAGGACAUCGAGACCUUGCUGCGGACUUUGCGUCUGGCCAGGAUAGACCGCGAGAAGCGAGAGGCGGUUGAGAAUUACGUCGAGCACGGCGCCGACUUGGAGGCGCUUCAACGCGAGAUGCACGAGAUCAUGUCACUGUUCGUCUUUCAGGCUUCGCGAAAACAGCUUCUUGGUCAUCUGAUGCGAAAGCACGAAGAGACGGUGGCAAAACUGGCGGAGAAAGGGACGGAGAACAAAACCGGGUUGACGAAGCGCCGCGAGGCCCUCGAUGCCGCCAUCACACAUGCCCAUGAGGAAGUCAAAAGAUUAUCAUACUGGAGCGACAUGAAGCAGAUGGCCGAGAAUGGCGAGCUGAGGAGCUCGCUGGAGGCGGAGCAGGGCUGGUAUGAUACCGACGCGUACCAAGGGUUGGAUCAAAGCGGGCCGUCGGCACCCAACAGGGGCAAGCUGCCGGGCCCCAAGGGAAAGGAUCCCGCUUCGUAAUAGUAUUGUCUAUUGCCACUGUUCGGUUGUAUACUCUGCUUUAUUCUUCUAUGCGGGAUGCAAAAAGCCGUCAUUCAUGGUUUGCACUGGAGGCUUCAAGGCGUCUGGUCUGUGGGUUCCUCCAGCCAAGUUGACUAUUCGCAUUGGGCAUAGCAGGCGCAGAUGAAUCUUGAAUAAAAAAACGAAGAGGGCCAUUGCCUC